Molecule: messenger RNA, 1056 nt
Organism: Penicillium paradoxum
Lineage: Eukaryota; Fungi; Ascomycota; Eurotiomycetes; Eurotiales; Aspergillaceae
Product: shikimate dehydrogenase family protein
Exons: 1
Coding region: 1-1056 (351 amino acids)
Biological process (GO): chorismate biosynthetic process; shikimate metabolic process
Molecular function (GO): shikimate 3-dehydrogenase (NADP+) activity
Source: RefSeq, a predicted model, not a curated record
AUGUCAGUCACAGAAAUCAUCCAAACACCGCCAGAGGAGCCCAUGGCCAUCCCAUCCAAUCGCGAUGGCGUCGCCUACCUAUAUGGCCACCCUCUUCUAAACUCACUCUCCCCACCAUUGCACCAGACUGUCUACAAUGCGCUCGGUCUCAAUUGGACGCAAAUACCCCUAUCUAGCGUGACAGGCGUAUCAGACACCUACCCUCCGCCCUACACACGGUCACCACCAAUCGAGAGAUAUAUGGCAUCGAUCAAGUCCAACCCCAAAUUCGUCGGUUCAUCCGUGACAAUGCCUCACAAGGUCGCAAUCAUGCCGUACUUGGAUGAUCUCACCGAGCAUGCCCGCCAAGCCGGCGCUUGCAAUACCAUCUUCUUACGCAACGACCCAACGACCGGCGAGCGCCAGUAUGUCGGUACCAACACAGACUGCGAUGGCAUCCGAGAAGCACUCACGCAGAACGCACCGGAUCCAUCGCGCUUCCGCGGCCGGCCCGCGCUUAUCAUCGGCGGUGGUGGCACUGCCCGCACUGCGAUCUAUGUCAUGCGCCGCUGGCUCGGCUCAAGCCGCAUCUACAUCGUAAACCGUGAUGCUGCCGAGAUCGCGGCAAUCCUGGAGGAAGAUCACCUUCGCAAUCCUGAUUCAAAUGCUCAAGCCCCUCUCAUCCCCAUCACCGACCCGGCGGAGGCUUCCCAGCUCGAGUCACCUGCUGCCAUCGUCUCGGGUAUUCCCAAUUAUCCACCAAAGACCCCAGAGGAACUGCGCUCACGUGCCAUCAUCCAGGCUUUCCUGGGUAAUGCUAUGGAUGCAGAAGAACAGCAGGGUGUUAUUCUGGAGAUGUGCUACCACCCUACACCAUGGACUGAGAUCGCUCACCUGGCUUCCGCUGCUGGGUGGAAGGUCAUUCUUGGCUCCGAGGCUUUGAUUUGGCAGGGUCUGGAACAGGCUCGUCUCUGGACUGGCAAGGAUGUAAUUGGUACUCCUGGGCUCGUGCAGCAGGUUAAGGAUCUCGUUGCCAAGACCAUUGCGGAUCGAGCGUCUACAAAGUCCAGCCUGUGA